Molecule: messenger RNA, 783 nt
Organism: Rhinocladiella mackenziei CBS 650.93
Lineage: Eukaryota; Fungi; Ascomycota; Eurotiomycetes; Chaetothyriales; Herpotrichiellaceae
Exons: 3
Coding region: 1-783 (260 amino acids)
Molecular function (GO): oxidoreductase activity
Source: RefSeq, a predicted model, not a curated record
AUGACCGCUGAUACUUUAUCUCUAGCUGGCAAAGUCGCCAUAGUGACUGGAUCCGGCCGCGAGAACGGAAUUGGAGCUGGAAUUGUCGCGGCAUUGGCUCGCAGUGGAGCUGCGGUCACGAUCAACUACGUCUCCGACUCCGUAACGAAACGGGCCCAUUCUGUUGCCGAUAAAAUCAAGGCCGACGGUGGGCGGGUAACCGUUGUCCAGACCACUGUCGACACGCCGGAGGGAGCCCUGUUCCUCGUACAAGAGACUUUGAAGGCUUUCGAAACUGACCGCAUCGACAUUUUGGUCAACAAUGCAGGGACUGGGUUUGCCGGCGAAACCCUCCAUGUCAAGCCAGAAGAGAUCACCAAAACAUUCGAUGUCAACGUCAAGGCACCCGUCUUUAUGGCACAGGCCACAGUCCCUCACAUGCCGCCAGGGAGUCGAGUUAUCAAUGUCUCGUCGACUGCUUCUAAGCUUGGGCUCCACGAUAUACCAGUAUAUGGAGCUUCCAAAGCUGCCUUGGACAGCCUGACCUGGUCGUGGGCCAAGGAGUGGGGACGAAGCAGAGGUAUCACUGUCAAUGCUGUCGCUCCGGGUCCCGUUGUCACAGAUAUCGUUCCUCCAGAUGUGGCCGACCAGCUUAUGAAACCUCAAAGAGACAUAACCAGAGCUGCAGAUAGAUUUGGUACCGCCGAGGAUAUUGCUGACGCAGUGCUCCUUUUGGCGUCUGAGAAGGCACGAUGGAUUACGGGGCAGUAUAUUUCGGUCAGUGGAGGGAUCACCGGAAACUGA